AAAGGUACGAGACUUUUGGAAUUCCAAUUCCUUGGCUUCUACGUGUGGAGUUCGUCCAUGGAUAUGCUGAACACAGAUUUCAUCGGCGGAGAAAAAACAUUCAACUUCUCGAAUUUUGAUCCAUCAUCUUUGGAUGGAAAAACAAGCGAUGAUAGCAACCAUAGCACCGUAUCGAACGAGGAAAUACCACCGGUGUCACAUGAAAUACUGGAAAGCGACGGAGACGACGACGCAGAAAGUUUCAACAGUGAGGAUCUUGCCGGAAGCAGGAGCGAGUUUGAGAGUGAAGAAGCUUGGAAGGAGACGAAGGUGUACAUGAGACGGUUCGUUGAGUCACAGGGUUUCGAUGUCCCCCCUGUACCAGAUGGUAUCAAAUUUGGCGCAGUACAUCCACUCUAUACGGAGGAGGCUUUGGAGGGGUAUGUGGAGGAGGAUUCUGAGGAGGAUUUAGAGGAGGAUUCAGAGGAGGAUUUAGAGGAGGAUUCAGAGGACGACGAUGAGUAUCCAUCUCAUUAUAGCUCCGUGAAGGAUUACACCUCCAUGGCCAUUGAUCAGUACAAUGCUGAUAACAAUGCAAAGUUGGAACUAGUGCGGAUCAAGAAAGUAAACUAUGGAGCUUGUUGUGGUUUCAAUUACUAUAUAACCAUCCUUGCCAAAGACACCAUUUCAGGAGAGGUGAAGACUCUUCAGGCCAAGGCUUAUCAUUGCAUAUUCAAAGAAGAUAGAAGUUUGACUUUCGUGAGGUUGGCACCAGGACAGCAAUGAUUAGCCAAUUCAAGUACGCAUGAGAAUAGUAAAUUUGAGCUGCUGGAGAAUGGUGUUUGAGAUGCAUUAAAUGCUAUACAUUUGGAGACGUGAAGUUGCCUACAAAACACCCAAUCAGGCGCAUUAUCAAAAGUGGAACCGUUGUGCUGUACUUUUUUGCUACAUUUGUAAUUGCGGAUUGCCGAUGUGUAAAUUUAUUGAAAUGCUACUGUUGUAAAAUUGUAAUCAUGAUUCUGGAAUCUUCUAACUUUGGGCGUGAACUUUCUCAAGAAGACUUCUUUUGCUAUUAUAGUAUACUCCCUUCG
Cuscuta europaea is the source of this 1070-nucleotide messenger RNA. Lineage: Eukaryota; Viridiplantae; Streptophyta; Magnoliopsida; Solanales; Convolvulaceae. The record is from the annotation of a GenBank genome assembly.